AUGGACAGGAUCCGAUUGCUCAAUCAAUCUCACAAGCACCGGAGAGAGAAAACCUGUACGGGAAAACAAACGAAAUUUGACCAAAAAAAUAUCUACGGGCCGAGCUGCACGGAGGCGUGCGACUUGCUCAAGAACUGCAGCGGGAACGGCCGGUGCAACGGGCAGACGGGCGGGUGCGACUGCUACCAGGGGUACACGGGAGCAGACUGCUCAGAGGAGACGGGCGGCGGCGGGUCGGGCAUAUGCGGGAAGAACCUCUACGGGCCGAGCUGCACGGAGGAGUGCGACUUGCUCAAGAACUGCAGCGGGAACGGCCGGUGCAACGGGCAGACGGGCGGGUGCGACUGCUACCAGGGGUACACGGGAGCAGACUGCUCAGAGGAGACGGGCGGCGGCGGGUCGGGCAUAUGCGGGAAGAACCUCUACGGGCCGAGCUGCACGGAGGAGUGCGACUUGCUCAAGAACUGCAGCGGGAACGGCCGGUGCAACGGGCAGACGGGCGGGUGCGACUGCUACCAGGGGUACACGGGAGCAGACUGCUCAGAGGAGACGGGCGGCGGCGGGUCGGGCAUAUGCGGGAAGAACCUCUACGGGCCGAGCUGCACGGAGGCGUGCGACUUGCUCAAGAACUGCAGCGGGAACGGCCGGUGCAACGGGCAGACGGGCGGGUGCGACUGCUACCAGGGGUACACGGGAGCAGACUGCUCAGAGGAGACGGGCGGCGGCGGGUCGGGCAUAUGCGGGAAGAACCUCUACGGGCCGAGCUGCACGGAGGAGUGCGACUUGCUCAAGAACUGCAGCGGGAACGGCCGGUGCAACGGGCAGACGGGCGGGUGCGACUGCUACCAGGGGUACACGGGAGCAGACUGCUCAGAGGAGACGGGCGGCGGCGGGUCGGGCAUAUGCGGGAAGAACCUCUACGGGCCGAGCUGCACGGAGGAGUGCGACUUGCUCAAGAACUGCAGCGGGAACGGCCGGUGCAACGGGCAGACGGGCGGGUGCGACUGCUACCAGGGGUACACGGGAUUACGCUGUCAAUUUUUGUUGUCAUGCCCAAAUGGAUUCGUAUUAGAUGGUAUGUCUUGUUUUCUUUGCUUCAAAAACUUGACGAUUUUAACAUCUCCUCACAGGGAAAUGCUUAUCUUGUUUAGAGUGUUCUAA
Guillardia theta CCMP2712 is the source of this 1161-nucleotide messenger RNA. RefSeq lists its product as hypothetical. Bases 1 to 1161 code for a protein of 386 amino acids. The transcript has a single exon. The record is from RefSeq and is a predicted model, not a curated record. NCBI's taxonomy places the organism in Eukaryota, Cryptophyceae, Pyrenomonadales, Geminigeraceae.